This is a messenger RNA of Trichophyton rubrum CBS 118892, 2021 nucleotides long. RefSeq lists its product as uncharacterized. The coding region runs from base 1582 to 1992 and encodes 136 amino acids. The transcript has a single exon. NCBI's taxonomy places the organism in Eukaryota, Fungi, Ascomycota, Eurotiomycetes, Onygenales, Arthrodermataceae. The record is from RefSeq and is a predicted model, not a curated record. Gene Ontology annotation, molecular function: oxidoreductase activity; flavin adenine dinucleotide binding.
CUGCAAGGCCCGCAGUAUUGCUUAUUCUAUUCGGCUCAUUCUUCUUCUUUUUCUGUUCUUGCCUUGCCGAUCCGAAGUAUGUGGUGCCGGCGUCUCCUCUGGCUUUUGGCUUGGGGUUUUUAACCUCUCAUUUCCUGCAUAACAUUGCAUCAACAUCUUUCCUUCCCCCCAUUCCCUUUCAUCCACCCAGCCCACCCCUUAACACCGUUAAAGAUGCAAGGGCUUCUUCAGGGGAUCAUCAUAGCACUGGCUGCAUGGGCGAACAGCUCAGCCGCCAGAAGCAUCCAGCAGCAACAGCCUUCGACUAGCAAUGUUACGCCUGUGAACAUAUGCCCCAGAGCAAUGGAUAAUUGGGUAGACGAUAUCAAAACAGAACUCGUCCCGAAGCUGUCGCCAGGGGCCAAGGUCUAUCUCCCUGGCUCUGGCGACUUCGACACUGCCACAGCUCGCUGGUCUGCCCUUAGAGCACCUACUGUUAACGCUGCCAUUUCGGCGGCCGUUCCUCAAGAUGUCGUUGAAACGGUAGGUUCAUUUAUCUUCCGUUUCUCCUCUUCGGAAAUUUCAUUUAUGCGAUAAGUCAUAUAUACUCACAGGGAGACAGGUCAAAUUCGCAAAUAAUAAGGGUGUUAAGUUCCUGACUUACAACUCUGCCCAUGGCGCCCUCACCUCCCUGGGCAAGGUAGACAGUGGCAUCGAGAUAUUCAUGAAACAGCUCAACAGUGUCGAAAUCGCCCAGGAUGGCAAAUCGGUCAAGGUUGGAGGUGGAAUAAACUCCAAGUAUCUCGUUGACACUCUCUGGGAUGCUAAGAAACAGGCCGGUCAGUCCUUUUUAACUUUCAUUUAGUUAUUACAUCUAUUUUUUUUAUUAUGGCCUAUUUGAUUACUGACUCGCGUUUUAGUCACCGGAACCUGCGAGUGUGUCAGCUAUCUUGGACCAGCUCUUGGAGGCGGCCACGGCUGGCUCCAGGGUCACCAUGGCCUAAUUGCCGACCAGUUCCUGUCGAUGGAUGUUGUCCUUGCCGAUGGCACCCUCAAGACUAUCGACAGUAACUCCGAUCUCUUCUGGGCGAUGAACGGUGCCGGCCAUAACUUUGGCAUUGUCACUUCCGUCACCCUCAAGAUCUACGAUAUAGAACACACCGACUGGGCUAUCGAGACUUUGACUUUCUCCGGUGAUAAGGUCGUGCCUGUCUAUACAGCUGCCAACAACCUCUUGAAGAAGCAGCCAGAAGGUGUAGUCCAAUGGUCGUACUGGCUCAACAACCCCAGUGCCGAUGCCAACAAUGUCAGUUUUCCUUUCUUUAUUAAUAUAUACAAGCGUAUAUAUAUCCCAUUACUAAGAUCAAUACCUUCUAGCCCGUUAUAAUUGUCUACCUCAUCCAAGAGGGUGUCAAGCAAGUCGACCCGGCCAUCACCGGCCCAUUCCAUGACAUUGGUGCCCUCAACGUCCAGCCCGAUUCGGGUACAUACAGGGACUUAGCCAAAUGGACCGGUAUCGCUCUUGACUCGCCACCAUGCCAGAAGACGGGUGCCUCCAACCCUCGCUUCCCUAUCUACCUAGAGUCCUUCAACGUACCGGCCAUGCAACAAGCUUACAAACUGUAUGCCUCUCAGGCCAAUGUCUCUGGACCCUUCCACAACUCCAUCUUCAUGUUCGAAGGGUACUCUACCCAGGGCGUCAAGGCCGUCGACCCCAAGAGCGCCGCGUUCGCCUUUAGGUCAGACAACUUCCUUGCCGCUCCGCUUAUCAGCUACGAGUCUACCGGCUCUGAUCUUGACCAGAAGGCCAUUGACCUUGGCCAACAGCUGCGUCAGAUCCUUCUCAAGGGCAGCGGCCGCUCGGAACUCCACACGUAUGUCAACUAUGCUUUCGGCACCGAGACUCCUCAACAAUGGUACGGCUACGAGCAAUGGCGUCAGGACAAGCUCAAGGCCCUGAAGCAGAAGUAUGACCCCGAUGGGAAAUUCAGCUUCUAUGCACCGAUUGUAUGAACGACGAAUGAAUGAUAUAUAUAUAUGUA